Gigantopelta aegis is the source of this 3854-nucleotide messenger RNA. Its product is annotated as progestin and adipoQ receptor family member 3-like. Bases 157 to 1167 code for a protein of 336 amino acids. Gene Ontology annotation, cellular component: membrane. NCBI's taxonomy places the organism in Eukaryota, Metazoa, Mollusca, Gastropoda, Neomphalida, Peltospiridae. The transcript is spliced from 7 exons. The record is from RefSeq and is a predicted model, not a curated record. Gene Ontology annotation, molecular function: signaling receptor activity.
UUUCCAAUGGUUGUUUGUUGUCAUGUAAAUAUAAAACGAUGAUUCGACGGAUAUCUAUCAGCAAUUCAUAAAAAUGAGUGAAGGCGGUUAAUGCUAUAAGAACGUCUUAGAUGCAUUAGUGCGCUUUUCAGCGGUUUUUAGGUGUGGAGGUGUGGAAUGAUGUCUUCUGAAGGUGGUGUUGUCAUCAGUGGGUUGGACACUGUUAAGAACAGACUAGUGUCGACUGGGAACCAGUACGCUGAUGAUGCAUACCAUGUCCUUGACCUUGAGAUCGAUCGCCCUCUCGACAGUACGUGUAGUACUGGACUGUGUGAUGCGACUGUGAAGGACAUUCCACUCUUCAAGUAUCAUGAGAUUCCAGACUUCAUGCAGGGAAAUCCUUUUGUUGUGAAAGGCUACAGAGUCUUCUUGCCUUUCAGCCUCUGUUUAAAAAGUUUGUUUGUGUGGUCCAAUGAGACAGUGAACAUCUGGACUCACUUUGGAGGAUUUUUUAUUUUUCUUCUCAUCACUCUGUACGACAACCUCAUCGUCAUCCCCAGAUACAACGGCACGCUAGCAGACCACAUGAUCGUCACGAUCGGCCUGCUUUGUUAUCAAUUCUGUAUGCUGUGUUCCACUGGUUUCCAUAUAUUCUGCUGUCACUCUGAGCGAGCUAGUAAACGGUGGCUGGCCGUCGAUCUGACAGGAAUUUCCAUCGGUAUCAUAGGAUGUUACCUCCCAGCUGUGCAUUACGCAUUCUAUUGUUUAUCUAUAUGGCGUGAUAUUUAUUUGCUAUCGGUAUUUGUUCUGAGUACUGCCGUGUUGUGUCUCCAGCUACACCCAAGAUUCUUCACCCACCGGUGGUUCCACAUACGGAUGUUGUUAUACUGCUCCCUUGUCGGGUACGGACUGAUCCCCACGGCUCACUGGAUCUACCUCAACGGAGGCUGGUCCUCCAGGAUAGUUCAGAUCUUUGUGCCAAAGGUGACCACCAUGUAUUUGUUAGGAAUGCUGGCCUUUGCAUUUUAUAUAACAAAAUUUCCUGAAAGAAUGUUUCCAGGCACGUUUGACUUCCUAGGAUCAAGUCAUCAGUGCUGGCAUGUGAUCAUAGUCAUAGCAUUUGCCUGGUGGACUAAAGCUGGAGAAGAGAUCAUGUUGUUUAGAACAUCCAAUCAGUGUCAUGAAUAGGACAUCCAAUCAGUGUCAUGAAUAGGACAUCCAAUCAGUGUCAUGAAUAGGACAUCCAAUCAGUGCAAUGGAUAGAUUGUUCGACCAGCACCAUGGGUAGUAUGCCCAAUCAGUGUCAUAAAUAAAAACCAGUCUUGUGGUCCAUGAUAUACUGAAACAUUCUGCACACUGCUAUGAUUUUGUUAUUAUGCAAGACAUGUUUGCUAGUUGUUAAAGCAAUGCUACAUAUUUUUUUACAUCUUUUAUGAUUUUUUAUACAAAUUUUAUUUACUGAUAAAAAUUACAAUCAACAUUACUACAAUAUUAAAUAUUAUAGAUGUUUAAACUUUUUUCACCAAGUGUAAAUAUUAAUUUAAUUUAUAGCAAUAAAUAUCAAUUUAUGAUUAUAUAGACAAUACUAGAAGUAGUGUCUAUAAUACUGUCACAGACUAAACCAAGAUUGCCGGCUAUGGGUAGAAAGUAGAGCUAAAUUAGUCCAUUGUUGAUUUUUACUUCUCUAAAACUGUAUCUGCGGGGAGGAGUCUUAACCCAGGUUAAAUAUUUGUCAUUCUGUCUACAUGGCAUAUAGAAAAUAACAUGGGUUAGUGUUUCUGGUCUGUGACGUCAUGGAAUGUUAAAACUGUUUGAUGUAUUAGCAAUACCCCGUUUCCGACAGAAGAAAACCAUAUAAAAACAAAAAAACUAUAUACAUUCCUACCUUGUUCUGUUUGAUUCAUAUCUUUUAUCACCUUACUUUUUUUUUUUUUUAUCUUUUAGAUUUUUAGUUUUUACAAGGUUCUAACAUAUUAUUUAUAUUAUAUAUGGAUUUCAGUAGACAACCGCCAUGACCUCUAUGAUGAAGUCAAAACACCAUGAUUUAAUCCGGGUUAUCCAUCUAUAUGAGAAUGUAAAAAUGGAAUUUAAAGUUAACCCAGGUUAAAAUUUAGCUCUGCAAUUUAGUUCCACAUUUUUUACUCUGUAAGUGUUUAAACAGGGUAAAAAAAAACACCUCAUGUAGACGGAUGUAGGCCAACAUUUUAAGAGAAUGUCAGACGAGUUUGUCAUGGUAAGACAAAUUUUUACAAAAUAAUUCCAUUCUGACCCAAGUUUAUCCAGGCUUAUAAAAAGAUCUGUUACACGAGCCAUGCAAGUACGAUUUACAUGACUAUAUACAUUUGAUAUGCUGUGCACUUAAUAUUUAUGGCAUGACUGCACUGAGAUUAUAGGAUGUGAGGCUAUGUGGAAUUGUCACCUACUUAAUAAAAACUUUGUGAUAAUUAUUAAUUAAAAUUGUGGUGGUCCUUUUUAAUACUGAUUCAAAAUUAAGACUGGAAUUUUGUUUUAUCAGAAUCCUGUGAUAAAUGUUUCUUUUUGAAUCCAAUAUACCCCAAAGUGGAGUCUGGGUCUGGUGAGUGUGUUACCAGUCGAAAAAGAAACGGGACUGAAUCAAAUAAGACAAAACACACUGCAUAUAUGGUGGUGCAAACUACAGAUCUGGCAAAAGAUGAAAGAGAAGAUGCACUACUAUACUUAUACACAACCAGAUGCACAAAGUUUGAACCUUCCUUUUUAAUUCUUCUUAAUACAAAACAGAAAAGGUGUAUAUUAAUAAAUGUGGAAUUCUCAUAAUUACUGUUGGUGUUUACAGAAGGAACUAUAUUCUAAAGAUAUGAACACAUUUAAUAUAUAUAUAUAUACACAUGUAUAGUGAAACCGGUUUAAUCGGGACCCUGAACAAACGGGAAUCCUGUCAAAACAGGCCAAGUUUCAUGGUUCAGAAUGUUCUAAUUUAUUGUAAAACACGACUCUAAACACUGGAUCCUGUCUAAAUGAGAUCAAUAUUAGGUCCCCGGUGUGAUCCGGUUUAAACAGGUUUCAUGGUAUUUUGACAGCACAACAUUUACAGACUUAGGUGUCAAAAUACACCAGACACAGUCUCUUUGCCACACUUGCCAGACCAAGACCCAGCUUCAGUGUGUGUUGUGUCUUAACUGUAUAAUCCAGGUCACAAACUCUGCUCAUCUACUUCUGUGAACUAAAAACAAAACAUUACAAGGAGUGUUUUACAAUGAUCAUACUAGUAUUUAUUUUAGUUUUGUGGUUUAUUGUCAGUGCGUGGUAUGGUGAGUGAUUUUUUCAAAUAUUCGACAAAAGUAAUCGAGACCAGUAGAUGUUUUCACCAGUUUUUGCUAGUUUUACAUAAAGGGGGCAUUAUGGAGUACAUGUGGGUGUCAUGUACACUUCUAGAAGGAUACAUUUUAAGAUAUAUUAUUAUUAAAUAUUAUAUUUAUUAACAAGGUAUCUUUUGUGUGCACGAGACAGUUUUAGUGGGGAAACCCGAUAUAUUUUACCAGCAAGGUAUCUUUUAUGUGUACCAGACAGUUUUAGAGAGAAAACCUGAUGCAUUUACUAGCAAGGUAUCUUUUGUGUGCACCAUCUCACCACAUACAGAAAAAGGCAGAACAUAUCGACUGGCCGUUAAUUAUGUUGGGUAUAUAUUAGUGUUUUAAAAAAUAUUGUUAUGUUUUGUAAUUAAAUAUACAGUUCAAGGAGUUCAGUAUUAUUAGCCUUUAUGGGCAAACUACAUUCUGGCAUUCAUAACUCCUCACAUGCACUUAUUUAUAUGCAAGUACAAUUUCUGUGACAUUUAUCUUAUUUAAUAGAUUUGAUAGGGAAAUAUUUACAUAAUAAAUUACUUUUCUUAUGUU